AUGUCGGGCUCAGAACCUUUCCCGCUGCUGAACACGGCAAACGAUCAGCUGCAUCAGCGUCACCAAGCAACUUCGUCGGUGUCGGUCAGCAACACCACAGCCACCCAGGACGCCAUCAACAAUGCCCGAAAGCGACGUAAGAGCAGCGCUUUGGGCGGAGAGAUUCGAGGUGACACAGGUGCACCGGCAUUUGCUUCCAGUCGUGCCAGUCUCGAUGCUACUUCAGAUGGGCGAAAGCGCCUUUCGAAAAGACGUCGUGCUCGUGGUUUGAUCGCCCGAGCCAAACAGACAAUGAUCAAGCAUACUUGGGUCCUCCCUGCCAUCCUCCUCACCCUUUUCCUCGUCGGAUAUGCUUUCAACCCUACCGAAUCCAACCCUAUCCAUAACUUCAUCUUCCUGUCCUACAAGCUGCCACAAGAUGAUUUGAGUGCGCCAGCCCAGUACGGAAAGGGUCGCUGGGAUCUCGCCUUUGUCUCGUUUUACACAAUUGUCUUGUCUUUCACCCGCGAGUUCAUCAUGCAGGAGCUCCUUUCACCUCUGGCCCGUUACUAUGGUCUCAGUCGUGGCAAAAAGGCUCGUUUCAUGGAACAAGUCUACACUGCUAUUUAUUUCGGCGUCCUUGGACCCGUUGGUCUCUGGGUCAUGAGCCACACUCCUGUGUGGUACUUCAACACCUACGGCAUGUACGAUGGCUUCCCCCACCUAACCAAUCUGGCACCUGUCAAGUUCUACUACCUUUUCCAGGCCGCCUACUGGUCCCAGCAAGCCAUUGUUCUUCUUCUAGGCAUGGAGAAGCCUCGCAAGGAUUUCAAGGAGCUCGUUGGGCAUCACAUUGUUACCCUUGGGCUCAUUGCCCUGAGCUAUCGCUUCCACUUCACUUAUAUCGGUCUGGCCGUCUACACCACCCAUGAUAUCAGUGACUUCUUCCUGGCUACAUCCAAGACACUCAACUACAUCGAUUCUCCCCUCGUAGGCCCUUACUUUGGAGUAUUCAUGAUGGCCUGGAUCUACCUGCGCCACUACCUCAACCUCAAGAUCAUCUGGUCACUCUUUACUGAGUUUGAAACUGUCGGACCUUUUGAGUUGAAUUGGGAGACCCAGCAGUACAAGUGCCGUAUCGCCCAGGUCAUUACUGCCUCUCUUUUGUGCGCUCUUCAGGCUCUGAACCUCUUUUGGCUCUUCUGUAUCGCGCGAAUUGCCUGGCGAUUUGUCAGCCAGAACGAUCUUCAAGAUGACCGAUCCGAGGAUGAGGAUGACGGUGAGAUUGAGGAUGACGAGGUUGCCAGCCCUUCUUCCAAGGCCAACGGCAGCACAAAUGGCCAUGCCAAUGGUCAUGCAAACGGCAAGACCGCGGCAGACAUGAAGAAUUAGAUGCAAAGGCAUCUCAAAAUGGCAUCAACGACUGCUGAAGGCAGAACGCCGGAAGAGAGAAGUUCAUGAUUCUUCACUGUCAAAAAAGUGAUUGGAAAGUAAAGAUCAGGUUGAGACGAAUUAAUGGAUCAGCAUAAUAUUUAUGACCACAGCGAAGGGGGCCCACGAAAACGGAGGCGUAUAAUUGAUUGCACCUCUCCCUUUUGAGAGUAUGGAAGGGGGUGAUUUAGAUCGAAUGGUGACGGAGUUCAAAUGGGAGUGGUUGGAUCUCACAGUCGCUUUUGUAUCAAACAUGCCGGCGUCCCGAGAGAAUCCGCGUUAUCCGGACUAAUCAACUGUUCUGUUGCGGUAGGUUGCCGAGUUGGACGACAUACAUGCGUUGACUUGCUUUGUCGAUGCGAGGAGGCAUGGAUGUCGCUCUUGGGCCAAGAAGUGAGGAGGUUCUUGGACAAACGUCCAGACCAGACACCGUUGAUAUGGGAUGGGGUCUUUCACCUAUAUUAUAUGUGCGACACUCCUUCUGGCCUCAAACAACCCGCCUGCAGCAGCAGUACACCAUCUCUCUCGGGCCAUGUAUUUACACAUGCACAUAUUCUUGUACAAUCACUUACCAAUAUCUAUACGAACACACUUAAUAAUACUACCACCUUGACGCUCG
Molecule: messenger RNA, 2029 nt
Organism: Fusarium graminearum PH-1
Lineage: Eukaryota; Fungi; Ascomycota; Sordariomycetes; Hypocreales; Nectriaceae
Exons: 2
Coding region: 1-1371 (456 amino acids)
Biological process (GO): ceramide biosynthetic process
Cellular component (GO): membrane
Molecular function (GO): sphingosine N-acyltransferase activity
Source: RefSeq, a predicted model, not a curated record